UUUCUUUUAGUUCCCUCCCCCCUCCUCCUUGUCUUCUUGCGCUUGCCUGUCAGAUGUUUUGAAUAUUCAAACAAGGAGAGAUUUUUGCUGGCAAAAAUCGUCCAGUUCGUCCGACGCAGCGUCCAGAUGGUUUAGAGUGGAGGUUGCAUCAGAUACACCUGCAUGUGUACAUAGUCAUGCGCUAGGGUCGUCUACCAAUUUAUUUCCUGUACAGUUCUCCAGCUCUAGCUGAUCCUCACUAACAUACGGUCUGCUAUGGAGGAGAGACGAGUGGCAGACUACUUUGUUGUGGCAGGGUUGCCAGAAAACCCUGUGGAGAUCGGAGAGUUCAACCAGGAGGGCACAUGUCUUAAGCCUACACACUCCCUGCCACCGAUUACGGAUGUCACAGUUAUAUUUCACUCUCUGGGGGAGUCAGUGCCCCCAGGGUACACUUGCAUCACGCUGACCCCUUCAGGUCACUCUGCAAAUCUGACAUCCGGUGCUUGGAUGAAGAGCUCGGAAGUUUAUCUCUGUUACAAAAGGGGUCUCGACAAACCACCGUUGGUUGAUAUAGGUGUGAUUUACGAUGGAAAGGAGAGGAUAAUGUCCGACUCGCAAGUGGUGAGAAACACCCCUGAGAACAGGCCAGCCAGCAUCACGUCAGGCACUUCAACAAAAACAUAUGUUACAUUCCGUCGAGCACCAGAGCGGAUGCCCUGCAACCAACUGGUGGUCACUGACGUCUGUGUGAUAAAUCCAAGUAAAGGCGAGUUUCCUCCACACGCCUUCUGCCUGAUCGACAAAAGUCUCAACAAGAAUUUUAACUUUAUGGGAAUGUCGGGGGCCUACAUUUGUUACAAAAAGUCAAUGCACCGGCCAAAUUUGAUCACUUACAAAUCAGGCAAGUUGAAUGAUUCAUUAACAAAAAUAUUCAUUGUAAUUGUACAAUUUCCAGCAAUUUUAGCAAGAUAUCCUAGAACAGAUCAUGCAUAUUUUCCAUUUCCGGAAAAUGUGCCCAUGUUUUGUUUGCCAAUGGGAGCCACCGUCGAGUGCUGGCCAGCGGAAGCCGCCCAGCCAAAACCUUUGUUUUCUACUUUCGUGUUGACAGUAGCAGACGGUACUGAAAUGAUUUACGGGUCAGCGAUAAGCUUUUACGAAAGAGUUCCAGACGAUAAUUUAACUCCAAACCAAAGAAAGCUGUUGAAAUUAGACGACUCCAACACUUUGAGAAAUGUCAACACCAAUAAGUGCAUAUGCUUGCUGUCACAUUGGCCAUUCUUUGAUACUUUUGAAAAGUUCCUCAAGUUUCUUUAUAAAAUGACAUGCAAUGGACCUCAUGCUGUGCCUGUGGAAAGAUAUAUUUCGUACUUUCUUGAAAAUGUGCCGUUCCCAUCCCCUAAAAGACCAAGAAUCCUUUUCCAGUUGUCCUCUUCGGAAAGGAUUAUCUUGACUCAACCUGAAGAUUUGCCUCUUCCAAAGAGUGGUGCAGGUUUCUGUGCCCUGCUAUCAAAUUUAGGACCCGAUAAUUGUCUCCUUGUCCUUUUGCUUGCAUUGACAGAGCAAAAAAUCCUUGUUCACUCCCUCCGUCCUGAUGUUUUGACUGCUGUUGCCGAGGCUAUAUCAAUGAUCAUAUUUCCAUUCAAGUGGCAAUGUCCUUACAUUCCACUGUGUCCACUAAGCCUGGCCUACGUUCUUCACGCUCCUCUUCCAUUCUUGAUUGGCGUUGAUUCUCGAUUUUUCGACCUGUUUGACCCUCCUCCUGAAAUUAGCUACAUAGAUUUGGAUACAAACAGCAUCACAAUUAAUCAGAGUGGUGAUGACAAAGAAAAGACUCCCUUAACUUACAAACUCCUGCCUAAAAAAGCUGCUAGGAACCUCCUAAAAUCGUUGCAACGACUUUUCUCAAAAGUACGAAUCACUGCUCAAAAUAUUCAGCAGAGUGUCAGUACUGAUGAUUUUGACGAUGCCAGUAUUGAUUGGGACUUCAUCAAAAAAAGAAAAGAGCAAGCUCUUGAGGUUGAGAUACAAGAAGCAUUUUUGCAUUUCAUGGCCACUGUGUUGAAAGGGUAUAGAAGUUUUCUUUUACCCAUCACAAAGGCUCCCACUGCUGGAACCACCGAUCCUAGCUCGUUAUUUGAUUUGGAAGGUUUUAAACGGUCAAGAGACAGAGCUCACCACAAGUUUUUUGAACUUACUAUGAAGACUCAAAUGUUUAUCAAGUUUAUCGAAGAGAGGUCUUUUGUUUCAAACAUGGACGCAUCGCUUGCAUUCUUUGAUGAUUGUGCAGAAAGAGUUGGCACUUCAGAUGACAAUGAUGCGCCCUUGUUGGAGCUAGAUGACCCACAGAAGAGUGAGAAUACAGUUUUCAUUAUGCCACCUGAACCCACGGGUCUGCCUUCAGGCGCCACAUAUUCGUACAGGGGAUUUGUCCUAAAUCCUCUGCUUUUCAACCAAAAUGAGACUGAAAAGUUCCUGGGUGUUCCCAUGAAAGAAAAUCUCUUUUCAAUUCUGCCUGGUAGUCCUGUUGCAAAACGCACCAAACACGAGAUUCGCAGUGCUCAGAAAACAGCAAGGAAAUCAUCCGCGUCACCCCUUCACUGGGCAAAGUGUCUACUUAGUACUUGCUAUAGCCUUUGGUUUAUUCACCUGCCCAGUCAUGUAUUGCAGUCACAAUCAAAGGCGCAGGGUUUACAAAAAGCUUUUGAUUUGCUGGAAAAGCUUCACAAACUCAAAGUUCAGCCAUCUGAUGAGGUUUGCUACCGUGUUGUAAUGCAACUUUGCGGCCUGUAUAACAUGCCAGUGCUUGCUGUGAAGCUCCUUUUCUUGAUGAAGAGGAGUGGAAUGCAACCCAAUGCCAUAACUUAUGGGUUCUACAACAGGGCAGUCUUGGAGGCUGCCUGGCCAUCAGACAUUACGAACUCGAGUCAGCUUCUGUGGGCCAAACUGCGUAACGUCAUCCUCGGUGUUGCUUUGUUUCGUAGGGCUGGAAGGAAAGUUUCCAGGCGACGGCUCUCGAUGGACAAAGACUCGGAUGGACACUCCCUGGGAGGUGUGUCCAGGACCUCAGUAGAGAGCGGAAACUCUUCCCACGACUCGGCACCAGUGAGAAACAGCAAGGAGGUUGUCGAAGUCGCUACUCAGCAAAAGUCUGCCACCUUAGGAAGUGACGCUGGAUACGGGUCUUUGUAUGAGUCGACCUCGCGCGGAUGCCUCAGCGAAUGCAACACAGCAAGUGAUGCAGAGAAAGUAGAAGAGGAGCCUCUGGUCAACAAAGUUGAAGAACCCCUUGAUGAGAGUGACGACCUCAAUUCGGAGGUUGAGCUCAGGCCUCGUGUUAGCAGCAUAGUUAAGGCGCCUACACCUGUCUCUUUGAAUCCUCAGCAUCCAGAAUCAUCUGGACUUUCUGAAAAUCAUGUCGAACUUAGAAGACCUGUAUCAGUUGGCACAACCAACGAUAAUGCAUAUCGGAGGCGCCACUUCAGUGGCUCUGAUUUUUCAAGGGCCAGAGAUCAUCGAUCUGUGUCUGCUAAUGAAACUAAUGACUGUUUCCAAAUGCUAAGGUCCGAAAGUUUUGCAAAUGAUGCCCAGAUUUUGGAGAAGUUGGGUCAGUUGAAAGUGAUUAUGCAAAAUGAGGAAAAGAAGGCCAAGAAAGCUUCGGAGGUGGCCAACGGAAUCAAACGCAGAGGAAAGCUUGGCAGUGACACCGUUCGAUCAGAAAGCCAGGAUCUCGAGCAGGCUGUGAUGGACUACAUGCAGGAGGGGGAUGAAGAUCCGUCUUGUGCCACCCCUCCUAGACACGCAGAACCAAGCACCCCUCCAAAUUACAGCAGAACACCACGCAGUCCUGCCCGAACCAUAGUGACAGAAAAUGACCCACUGGGUGCUUUGAAUGUUGACGAGGAGGACGAAGAGGAUGCCAAGGUUUUGCCUCCGAGUGUCGAACAGAGCCCUGCAAAGUCCUGGAUUGCCGAGGAAGGAUCUGGUGGACCUCUUUUGUUUAAGGACAGCACCAGGAGCCAGCGGCGCAAGACUGAAGAUAUUUCAGACAAGUUCACUCCGCCGCCUGUACUGCGAAGUGCCACAUACCACCAAGGCCUGGGUGUGGACGGAAUUUCCAAGAGUCAGACUCCCCCAGAGUCAUGUGUCGAUUCUGACGACAUCUACAUGGAUGACGGUCAGAGGAAAGUGAUCCAAAGAUCAUCAACCUUGCCUGCCAGUCCGUCUUCAAUGGCAAUGCGUACUGGAGUGGCAGCAUCUCCGAGUGUCGCUUCUAGUCUAAGCAGCCUAGGCUCCAGUUUCAAAUUGCCAUUCAGGCGGUACAGUCCUGGAAGACUGAGUUUGAGGAAGCCGGAUUUGCGCUUGCUCGAAAAUGCUCAAAAUGCCUUAACACAGCACUUCAGCCCGGGUAGUUUGACCGGCAAGAGGACCAACGAGAUGAUUAUGAACUUGAGGUCUGCUGCUUCAACGGCAGCUACUUCGAUGGCCAAAAAAUUUGAUGAAAUAAAGGAAGUAAUAUCCUCUAAUUCUACCCCUGUAAAAGGAACAACACCGUAUGGCCACUUGCCAUCUUCGACAAGGGAGAGCAGCGUCGUUGAAGAUGAGGAAGAUGGACGCAGCAGGAACACUUCAUACAUCCCAGAGUUCUCUCCUCUUGGCUCUAUGGGGCAGUACGCUGCUGUCGAUUACUGGGGCAGCAACUUGCUCGACCUCUUUGGAGGCGGCGACAGUAGCAGGAAAGGCAGUGCCACUAAUCUCAACCCCUCUGAUACUGGCAGCAAUCUAUCUUUGCACACCAUGCUGCCAGAGAAAAUUUAUCAGCGGAAAGAAGAAGCAGGAAAUUCAGCCAUUGCCGUUGAGAUUGAGAUGACCUCCUGUUCAAAGUGUCACAAUUGCUUGAGCAUCAUGUAUGAUGAGGAAAUCAUGGCAGGAUGGGUCCCAGAUGAUUCGAACCUUAAUACAAAGUGUCAACAUUGUGAUAAACCUGUUGUUCCGUUCCUUGUUGUUCGCAUACUCGACUUCAGAGAAAUGCCCGUCAAAGAGUCAAGCGCCAGUCCCUUGCCCGCUUGCUCCAGUUCCCAGUCGCUACAAGAAUUAGCGUGUUCAAAAGACUUGCUGCACCCAGACUCGGCUGUGACUGGAAAUGACAAAGGGUCAAGAACUCGAAGCCGGAGUGAGAGUCAGUUGGCAGACAAAGCAACACCAGGAGAACCCACAGAAGAUCUCAAACCUGCUUCAGAAUGUGGCAUGGACCCUGUGGCUGUUGAACCUGUCACAGUCCCUUACUUAAACCCUCUGGUGUUGAGGAAAGAAAUAGAAAGCAUUUUGGACAAUGAAGGUGAUGCGGCUCUCAAUAAGUCUAACUUUGUUGAUGAGCACCCCAUCAUAUACUGGAAUUUGGUAUGGGUCUUUCAAAGAAUUGAUGUCGAGAGCCAUUUGCCUUCCUUGUGCCUGGAAUCGUCUACAGUCAGCAAAGGCCGUGUAAUUCACUGCAGUUGGAAUGAGGUCCCCAAGCCAGGAAUUUUAAUAAGGUGCUUGUGGGAAAAUCCCAGAUUUUAUGAGGAUGUCGGACGACCCAUGUAUAUUGCUUGGCAGCAAAUGCGCCAACUUAAAAAAUUGUCUCUCCUAAAGACAGACUUAUGCGCUGCAACCAUGGAGAAAAUCAUAUCUUGUGUAAAGAGCAAUGAUUUGUUAGAGCCAAUGAAUAAAGUUGCUGCCGAAAGACACGCCCUGAAGCCACGCAGUUAUUCCAUCUACCGAGACAUCCUCUUCUUAGCCUUUGCUGCUCUUGAUAGGGAUAACAUUGAUCAAGUUGCGUUCGAUGAAGAGUACAGAAUUGCUUAUGACAAGCUUUCUCAUAAGGAGCUUAAGUUGUAUCUUCCUUGUGAUCAACCUCUCACAAACUACUCUGUUUGUUGUCGUCAUUUCUUCCGUGAACUAGAAUUGUAAACCCGUUACGAAAACUAUGUACCCUCCUUGUUGUGAUAUGGAUUGCAUAUGUGUGGAUUUUGUCCACUAGAUUUAAAUAGAAAUAUUAAUAAUCAAUGUUACAUUGGGCUAUCUGUUGGUUGCCAAAUGGUUAUCACCGAAGCAAUUUCAAAUUGUGAUUCAAACGCAUGUGUGCCUUUUUAAUUGAGCACUAGUUGCAUUAAUACGCUGCAUCAUAUUAGAAAAUAAAACAAUAAAUUUUAACUGAACCAUCAAGAGACA
Molecule: messenger RNA, 6189 nt
Organism: Neocloeon triangulifer
Lineage: Eukaryota; Metazoa; Arthropoda; Insecta; Ephemeroptera; Baetidae
Gene: Crag
Product: C-myc promoter-binding protein
Exons: 30
Coding region: 256-5928 (1890 amino acids)
Biological process (GO): regulation of Rab protein signal transduction
Cellular component (GO): cytoplasmic vesicle; ESCRT I complex
Molecular function (GO): protein binding
Source: RefSeq, a predicted model, not a curated record